This is a messenger RNA of Entelurus aequoreus (snake pipefish), 1597 nucleotides long. It is a transcript of the gene gjb10, whose product is annotated as gap junction protein beta 10. The record is from RefSeq and is a predicted model, not a curated record. NCBI's taxonomy places the organism in Eukaryota, Metazoa, Chordata, Actinopteri, Syngnathiformes, Syngnathidae. The transcript is spliced from 2 exons. Gene Ontology annotation, biological process: cell communication. Gene Ontology annotation, cellular component: connexin complex. Bases 99 to 935 code for a protein of 278 amino acids.
CUCUACUCAACUCCGCUCUGAUUCUCCUCGCUGACUUUCUUCGGAGUGCUGCUCCGCCGCCAAUACAACUACAUCCCUCAGCGUGAAAGUUCUUCGAUAUGAACUGGGCUUUCCUCCAGGGCCUCCUCAGCGGGGUCAACAAGUACUCCACCGCCUUCGGGCGAGUGUGGCUCUCCCUCGUGUUCGUCUUCAGGGUGCUCGUAUUCGUGGUGGCGGCCGAGAAAGUGUGGGGCGACGAGCAGAAGGACUUCAAAUGCAACACGCUCCAACCGGGCUGCCACAACGUGUGCUACGACCACUUCUUCCCCGUGUCGCACGUCAGGCUGUGGGCCCUGCAGCUCAUCUUCGUCACCUGCCCGUCCUUCCUGGUGGUGAUGCACGUGGCCUACAGGGAUGACCGGGAGCGCAAAAACCGCAACAAGUACGGCGAGAACGUCCGCCCCCUUUACAAGAACACCGGCAAGAAGCGUGGCGGCCUGUGGUGGACGUACGUCUUCACCUUGGUCUUUAAAGUGCUUGUGGACACCACCUUUGUCUACCUGCUCUACCACAUCUACGAGGGCUACGACUUCCCGCUGCUCAUCAAGUGCGAGCAGAAGCCGUGUCCCAACAAGGUGGACUGCUUCAUCUCCAGGCCCACCGAGAAGAAGAUCUUCACCAUCUUCAUGGUGGUGACCAGCAUAGUGUGCAUCGUUCUCUCCAUCAUGGAGAUCGUCUACCUGGUGGGCAAGCGCUGCGGCGAGAUAUUCGUGCACAGCAGUGGCCAUCGUCACAUGGUGGCCACCGGCGGAGACCCCUUGAUGGGGGCCACUGGCGGAAGCCCCUUGAUGGGGGCCACCGGCGGAGGCCUCUUGAUGGGGGCCAGCGCUGCCAAGAUGGCCGACAAGAGCACGCCACAAACGCCUGCCCCUGCGUACAGCGUGGCUGUGUGUUGAGAUGACUAACCCCGCCCACAACCACCCUUCACCGCCACUUUGUGGUUUUAAGUCAAGACUUGAAGAGGCAGAGACUGAAGUGAUGAAUUCCUGCCUUAUAAUCUGACAAGGAGCAUCCAUCUUUGCCUUACCAGACAAAGAAAAGGGCAAGUUAGUGCGAUGCAGUGUUGACAUCAUUACAUGAGUCACACCAUGCUUUGCAGACUACACACACACAAACACACACACUCACACACACCCACACACAUACGCACUCUGUUUCUGUGUAAGAUUUUCCUCUCUGAUUGUUGCCAAACCUCUAAAUGUUUUCUUUCAAGCUGUACGAGUCAACUCGUAGAAACAUUCCAGCAGGACGUAACAGUACACUCAGAAUUGACCACUUCCCAACCUGAUAAAUGCAUGGUUGGACGAGUCUGGUGUGAAAGAACUUUACUGCAUAACAAUUAGCCGAGAGACAGCUUUAUCUCAAAACACACUUAAGGGGAACUGCACUUUUUAAAAAAGAAAUUGCCUUAUCAUUCACAAUCAUUAUGAGAGACAAGACUGCAUGUCUUUUGUUGUUUGUUUGUUUUUAAGAUUCUGAAAACAACAAAAAAACGCUUUCAAGAUGUUGCUAACAUGAGUCCCCAAAGUAGCCUUCAAAGCCCUCUAUCAACUAUACA